AUGAGCGACGUAGUGUUAGAGAAGCAUGAAGAAGAAAAGAGCUGUGACAGAAGCGUAGAGCAGCGUGAGAAUACAUCGUCGAUGGUGUCUUCAUCACAGUCGCUCAAGUGCUCCUCUUUCGACUUGAACGAAGAUGCUUGCUGCAUUAAUAGCAAAGAAGAUAAUGAUGAAGAUGACGAAAAAUUCGCAAUGGAAGGAAACGCUUCGGGAAAUGAAGGAAAUAAUUCGGAAAACAGUACAUGUGGGGAAUUAGGGGGAAAUGGGGAUGAUGAUGAUCAUGGGAGGACUACUGCAGUGAGGCAGUACGUUCGAUCCAAAAUGCCUAGACUAAGGUGGACUCCUGAUCUUCAUCUUGCUUUUGUGCAUGCUGUUGAAAGGCUUGGUGGACAAGAGAGAGCAACUCCCAAAUUAGUUCUUCAGUUGAUGAAUAUGAGAGGAUUAAGCAUUGCUCAUGUAAAAAGUCAUUUGCAGAUGUAUCGAAGUAAGAAGCUGGAUGAGUCUGGGCAAGGUAGAGUUAUGGCAUCCAUCUUCAGCGGCAUUGAUGAAUAUUUGUGGCUUUGCAGCCACUUGUUAAGCCAAGGAAGCAGAUCAGGCGGAGCAGCACAGGGAAUGGAACACAGUGUACAUGGGAUUCUCCAGCAGGCAGCCAGUCCUUAUCAGCAGUACUUCAGAAUAGAGAAUGGAAGGAUUGUCAUAGACGGAACUCCGUAUCAUCACCAAAAUCACCUUCACAGUAGUCCAAUGCUUAGUCCCCACUCCCAACCACCCUUUGAUAAUUUCACAGCUCUCUCUUCCAGGGAUGCCAGUCUGAGAUCAUAUGCGCCAAUAAGACCUAGCAGAUUUCUUGAAGACAAAAGGUGGCCUCCAUCUCAGAUGGUUUGCAAUAAUACUACAGGGGCCUUUAGUAGCUCGCUACCUCUACCGCGACAAGUUUACAGUACCGAUUCUCCAAUUUAUUCUGGGGUAGCUCACUACUCGCAACCAUUUGAAGGGAACAGAGAAAGCAAGACUGGGGAAUUUCAAUAUGAUUCUUGCAAUGGUGUCAUUGCCUCUAGUAGUGGCUCUGAACGACAAUUUGAGAACUCAUUUCAAGAGUUGAAUCAAGAGAAAAGUUUGAAAGGCAAGGAGUGUCUUCCUGAUUUGCAAAUGAGAAUGAGUGAAAGAGUUGAUAACGAUGGCAAGAAGGCCCGACGUCACAACAUGGGGGAAAUUAGUACAAUGCUCUCUCUUUCUUUGCCUGCAUAUUCCUCGAGGAAAUAA
Molecule: messenger RNA, 1260 nt
Organism: Malania oleifera
Lineage: Eukaryota; Viridiplantae; Streptophyta; Magnoliopsida; Santalales; Ximeniaceae
Exons: 6
Coding region: 1-1260 (419 amino acids)
Molecular function (GO): DNA binding; DNA-binding transcription factor activity
Source: RefSeq, a predicted model, not a curated record